Messenger RNA from Rotaria sordida, 1848 nucleotides. Lineage: Eukaryota; Metazoa; Rotifera; Eurotatoria; Philodinida; Philodinidae. The record is from the annotation of a GenBank genome assembly.
AUGUUGAUUCUUUUUCUUUUUCUUUUUCUUCUCGUACACCCUGCAUAUUAUUCGUGGGUAGGUUUAUUUCUCAUAGCUAACAAAUUUUAUCAAAUAAAACCGUUUUUUAUCAUGAAAAACUUAUCAUCAAAAAACUCUACGAAUAAAAAGCGGCAAUCAACAAUAGAGACAAGUGGAUGUAAAGUUUGUGGAGCACCAGCUCAAUAUUCAUAUUAUGGUACUCUUGCAUGUCAUGCAUGUAAAGCAUUUUUCAAACGAAAUGCUAAACAUGGACAGGAAGUAUUGAAAUGUGAUUGGGAUGAUAAUUGUGAAGUAAAUGUGAAUAAUCGUCACGUAUGUUCUUAUUGUCGACUUAUGAAAUGUUUUGCAUGUGGAAUGCAAAUUAACAUGUUUCGAUCAUUUCAUCAAAAAAAGAAAGAAACAAGUCAAAAAAGAAAAGCAAUGGACGAUCACCUAGAAACACCAUCAACAACUUUGCUUCAAUUGACUCAACCUGAACAGGUAAUAUUAUUUGAUUAUCAUACUUAAGAAUGUAAUUACUAUUGGUAUGAAUAAAAUCUUACAAUUUGGAUCAUUAUUUAUCUCAAUCGAUUAUAGUCUUCUAGAAAAUGAUAAAACUCUAGUUAAUUUCAAACUGACUGCCUAUGAAGACUUUUCUUUUCCAGAUUCUUCGACAAUCCCUAAACCACAUAGAAUUUGAUGAGCAAAAUAAUCCUCAUUAUAAAUACAGGAUCCUUCAAUGUUUCCCUUCUCAAAGAAGUUUAAAGUGUAAGACUUUACAAAAAUUGAGUCUAGGACAAUUGAACGACGUCAAUUGAUCAUAAUGCUCAAAAAUGCAAUUAAAAAGACAUUUUUAUUAGUUUUUCAAAGAAAUAAAUCAGAGAAGUCCACAAAGUAUAAUCAUCUAUCUAUCGAAUGACAAAGAACAUCAAAUAUGACUAUAAAUAAGAAUAGUUCAUAAAUUCUUCUAUUUGUGCAUGAAGUAUUACGCCACAUUAAAUAAUAGUUGCUUUAAAAUCUUUGCAUAACUCAAUAUAAUUGUUCAUUAUAUAGAGACUUUUAUUUGCUGCGAUUUUCAUUAUUUUGCGAUUAAUACAGUUUUUAUCUUCUCAUAAUACUUCAAAAUAUCUAACAGGCAAAUGAUAAAAUACAAUUGUCGUUUACCAAUAUAGUUAUCUACUUUUCAGAUCCAUAACAAACAUCUUCAUUUUUUACAUGUAAAUCGUCUGCUAAGCCUCAUCCCAAGUUUCACCAUCACACUGUACUCGGUUGUAUGGUUACAUCAUAUAUUUGUAAAUGGAAACUUUAUAGAACUAAGUUUCUGUUAAACAUGCGACCGAUUCUACAUUGUGACUACUUGCCGUAGUGCUCAAUUGAUGCUCUCCCUAAAAACUCCACUGAUGUUUUCUUUCUUGAAGAAGUUCAUUUUUUAUUUUUGUUAGGACUUAGAUUCUUUCUAUAACAAAAUCAAAAUCUAAUUAGGAUGGGUAGGUUUUUUUUUGUAAAAAUAUCGCUCCUCAUGUAAUAAAAUAAUGUAUUUUUUCUAGUGCUAUUAGUUUGAUAUUAACCGUUAAAACCUGUACUAAAAAUGAUUUUUCUAAGAAGAAUAAAACGACGUACUUCAAUAAGUAAAAAUCUAUUAAAAUAAUCGUAUAUUCAAAUUUCUUGGAUUCCAAUCGAAUGACAUCUAAAAUUACUACUGAGACAGAAAAUAUUUCCUCUAGAAUUAUCAUUACUAUUUAUAAUCAACAAAAUCAAAUCAAAUAUUAGCAAAUGUUGAUUUUUAAUUUGUAUUCAACUUGACAUCUUAACUAGUUACAUAUCAAUCAUCUUGUUCGUAAUUAACAU